AUGGACAGUCCUCCUCAAGAACCCUCUGUCCCUCCCCCAUCAACGCCAUCACUAGAAGACCUUCUCACUACUCUCCGCCAAACAGGACCCUACCGUCUCCAAGUCGCAGCCUCACUCCUCGACCGCGACGUCGACAUUAACGGCGUUCAUGAAUUCCCCAAGCAUUACCCUUAUGGUGGGGGACCCAAAGUGCCGCGUACGAAAGUCACCGCGCUUUACGACGCCGCACAACGCGGCGAUUACGAAGCCGUCCAGUUUCUCCUCUCCCGAGGUGCGGAUGUGCGCGCGAAGAACCGCACGGGCAUGGCAAUGUAUGGCGGAUUAUUCCCGAUCGACAAUAUUGAGACGCUUUGGCAGAGGAAAUGUACGGAGUUGAAACUGAGGAGGAAUUUGUUAAGAGGCGAGAUGCUUUCGAUGAGUUGAUGAAACCAGGCUACGCAAGACCGACCGGGGAGUUUCAGGUAAAGUCAAAGAUGAGAAGAGUCAAGAGCGUUUUGCCAAAGAGUCGCGCAAAGGAGAGUCGGACAAAGAAAGGAUAUUCUAAUGGUGCAGAGGAGUACGAGGAGAAAAGGUAUGCUUUGAGAUCCAGAAGCUCAACCCUCUUCUACGCCUAAAGUUGAGUUUUAUAUAACACAUUCCGAAAUGUUUUUGUCCCAUACUACCAGCCAUAGUUAUGGUGUAGAAUCUAUAAAUCCUCAC
Trematosphaeria pertusa is the source of this 699-nucleotide messenger RNA. RefSeq lists its product as uncharacterized. Bases 1 to 423 code for a protein of 140 amino acids. Lineage: Eukaryota; Fungi; Ascomycota; Dothideomycetes; Pleosporales; Trematosphaeriaceae. The record is from RefSeq and is a predicted model, not a curated record. The transcript is spliced from 2 exons. Gene Ontology annotation, molecular function: protein binding.